UUCUAGACAGGUCUGUGUGUACCUAUGCUAUAUGUUGAAAAUUCACUUCUUGAUUUAGCUACAAACAUUUUGAGUUGUUAGCUUGCGUUCUUACGAAAUCCAGCAUGAUUUCCUCCCAUUCAAUGACACCGUUAGUCACUCAAAGGGCAGAGAAAGAUGCUCUUAACAAUCUUACGGACCGUUUCGCCGCUUACUUAUCGCGAGUGAGAGAAAUGAGAGAGAAGAGCAUACAUUCAGAUAAUGCUAACUUUGUCAGCACAAUAAAGAUAUUGGAAGACGAAAUUCCCCUAAAAACGAUGUACGAACGUCAACUGGAAGACCUAAGAAAUCAGUUGGAAGAUACCUUACGUGAGAAGAGCUCCUUUCAGAUCAUGUCAUCCAAGCAAGCAGCUCAAUUAACAGACUUAAAUGAAAGACUGGCGGAAGAAAAAAAUCUUCGUAAAAAGGUAGAAAACGAGCUGGCAGACACGUAUCGUAGACUAGCUGAAAAGGAAGUGCAACUUCAAGAAGCAAGAGUUACAACAGCACAGCACAUGAACUCACACGAGGAUACGAAACGCGACCGACAUAACGUCACAAAUCAUUUAAUUCAAGCACAACAUGAUUUAGAUAACGAAAGUGCAGUCAGGUCAAACCUAGAGGCCACGGCACAAAGUCUAAGAGACAAACUGAGGUUUGAUGAGGAAAUUCAUCAAAAGGAACUUCAGGACUUCAGGUUUCGUCUUUCUGAGAUGGAAAGGGCUUUAGUUAUUGCUGAUGAAAGACUACACGAACAUAAUAUUGUAGAUGAAAAUCUCUCAACAAUGUUAGCACAACUUAAACUUCGUUCUGACGAACAGUUACGACGAUACAAACAUGAAUCAGAGUGUUCCUAUCAAUCACACAUAACACAAAUGCAAAGUGAGUUGGCCGAUGAAACCAGAAAUUUAAAUGAAGCAUUGGAACAAAACAUCAAACUCAAGGCAGCACUGGAUGAAAUGAAUACCAAAUGCGUUGGUCUUGAAUCAAAGUGUCAAACAUUGGAUAACCAAAACCGAAAUUUGAUUCAAAGUCUUGAAUUAGAACGUCAUCAAUCAACAAAUACCAUCAAGACUCUUGAGAACAAGUUAAGAGAAGUACAACAAGCGUUGAUGAGUAAAAUACGUGAACUCGGUUUGGCCUAUAGUAUGCAUGCACCUAUUGACUUGGAACUUGGUUCACUUACCGCGCUCCUUGAAGCUGAAGAGAAAAGACUUGCAUUAUCUUUAUCAAACAAAAAACCCACCAACACAUAUCGGUCAUCUAUUUUAUCAGCAUCUUUAACGACCCCAAAACCAGUGAUGACAAACUCUUUAAUACGCAAUUCAACAAGCCUUCCAAAUGUUCACACUGCAAAAGAAACUAAAGUUCAGCAAAAGUUGAGACCAAAAACUUCUCCAGGUACUCGACCAAUCACGACAUCCCUGCCAGUUUCUUCCAACAUAUCGUAUAUUCCAAACUACGUUGACUUUUACUCUCCAACAUCCAGUCAUACGGGUCACGUGAGGAUCCUUGAAGUCAAUCCAUCUGGAAAGUAUGUUCGUCUCUUUAACAACUCAACAUUUGAAGAUGAAGAAAUUGGCAACUACAUGAUCCAACAAAACGUGUCUGGAAACCCUGUGACAGUUUUCAGAUUUCCUCCACGAACUAAGCUUAAAGCAAAUUCUCACGUUACGGUAUGGUCAGCAUCAAGUUUAGCCCACCACAAUCCUCCAUCCGAUUUUCUGUGGAAGGAUCAACAUAAAUGGGGAACAGGUUCAGAAUGCACGACAAUUCUUUGCAAACCAAAUGGACAGGCAAUUGCCUGGACCACUGCUGCAUUUCCUUUUGGAGAACCAAAGCCAAUCUCGAGUCGAGGAGAAAAGGGGGACUCACCCCAAUAUGAUGAGCUGAAUGAAAGUGCAUUAAAAGCUGUAAAAAUGGAAGGAAUGCCAUUUUCUUUACCAACGGAUCAUUCUCUUCAUCCACAUGCUGUUCAAACGCGUGUUGCACGUGUUGGGAAUGGUAUAAAAACAGACAACGCCCAGUCUAGAGCGCAACCGAAAUCUCCAGAAGAUGACUGGAAAAGCAAGAAAUCACCAAUUUCAAAGGUUAGAACUAGCAAAACUGGUGGAACAAUUCGAGUAGUGCCAGCUACAAAUUUCAGUUCUCCUUCACAAAGAUUUAGUCAAGGCUUGGCGGCACUUAAUUCACAACAGAGGCUGUCUUUUCAAUCACCAAUGCCUAAUCCUUACACUGUGCAGCGAAUCUAGAUACUUUGAUCAUUGAUUUUACACACUAGCAGUUCAUUCUUACUACCGUCUGUAUGGCCUGUACUCACAAAUUUCAAUUUUUUUAUAAAUAUACUUGUUAGAUCUAUGAAAACAAAGACAUAUUUUAUAUAAA
Xenia sp. Carnegie-2017 is the source of this 2403-nucleotide messenger RNA. RefSeq names its product lamin-B2-like. NCBI's taxonomy places the organism in Eukaryota, Metazoa, Cnidaria, Anthozoa, Malacalcyonacea, Xeniidae. The record is from RefSeq and is a predicted model, not a curated record. Gene Ontology annotation, cellular component: nuclear envelope; cytoplasm.